This is a messenger RNA of Oncorhynchus nerka (sockeye salmon), 4461 nucleotides long. It is a transcript of the gene fam222ba, whose product is annotated as family with sequence similarity 222 member Ba. The coding region runs from base 398 to 2278 and encodes 626 amino acids. The transcript is spliced from 6 exons. The record is from RefSeq and is a predicted model, not a curated record. NCBI's taxonomy places the organism in Eukaryota, Metazoa, Chordata, Actinopteri, Salmoniformes, Salmonidae.
GGAAGUUGCUGCCGCAGACAGCAGCAGUCCAACAGCAAAAAAUCUGUUUUUGAAUUUGUAAACCAUGAUGAUUUUUUAAGCAAUGCCUUUCGAGGAGGUACAUGGAGAGCCCUCCUCCUCCUAUCAAGAGGCUGCCAGGCGAGUCACAUAUCAUUCUGAGUAAUCCUAAAAGAUACCAUUAGCAGGUCUGUACUUCUGCAACACGGGUUUCCCAGCAACUGUACAAAGGAGGAGUGCCUGCCUUAAAUUCCGUACUACUCCCAUGAAGCUGACAGGAACCAUCAUACCACUGUGGGGACAGACACUUUUAAGCCGGCACCCUGCGGCAGACGGCCAUGCCAAGGUUGUUUUUGUGAGUAGCAACGAAUGUCCCAUGUUGCAUUAGUGUCUGUGUGAAAUGCUGGCCUGCCUGCCAGGGCCAGGCGACCUCUCCCUCCAGCUUCUUUCCCACACGCAGAUGAACACUGGACUUCAGAAAUGGGACACUACACAGAGGAUGAGAUCCGCUCAGUAUCCAACCCCUGCGGAAUUGGAUGCUUAUGCUAAGAAGAUUGCCAACAACCCCCUGACCAUCAAGAUCUUCCCCAACAGUGUCAAGGUCCCCCAGAGGAACCACGUGCGCCGCACAGUCAACGGGCUGGAUACUUCAGGCCAGCGCUACAGCCCCUACCCCCCCUCUCAGGCCAACGCCAAGGCCGGCCUCCUUGCCAUCGUCAAGGUGCCUGUCGUCAAGGGCAUCCUCAAAGACUUUGACGGCAGCCGGUCGCGCCUGCACCCCUCUGGGGUCAUCAUGAACCCCCCUGGUCCUCGGGGGCCCUUUACAGCAGCGGCCUCGGCCAGCACUUUAAACCUUCACCAACCCCCUUCCCAAGGCCAGGGCGGGUCCCAGUCUCAGCAGAGCCUGAACCCUCAACUUGCGAGCCAGACUCACCCACAGACUCUACAACAGACCCACCCCCAGCAGCAGCAGGGCCUCAGACACCCACCCUGCAUGCCUCAACAGCAGCACCUGCAACAGGGGCUGCCCAGGCCCCAGACACUGUCCCACCCCCAAGCACUGGGCCAUCCCCAGCCUCCUUCUGGUCUCACCCUCUUGCUCCAACAGCAGCAGCAACAGCACCUUCAGCAGCAGGGGCAGCCACCUCCUGGACUGCAGGGUGGCCGGAAGCUGCCCGAUGCCGACGCACCGCCUAACGUUACAGUCUCUACCUCAACCAUUCCGCUCACCAUGGCUGCUGGCCUGAACCAGAGUCGCCAGCCAGACCUGAGCAGCAUCGUGCACCAGAUCAACCAGUUCUGCCAAGCCCGGGCCCAGGGGGCUGGAGCCACCUCCAUGUGUGAGGGCCAGAUUGCCAACCCCAGCCCCAUCAGCCGCAACCUCUUCAACAAUGCCUGCUCCAGGGUGUCCAUGCACAGCAACCCGCACACCAACGCCUGCCCCCCCGGCCUGCCCCCACACCCCAACUGCAUCAUGUGUCCCGCAGACAAGGCUGCUGUCCCCGCUAACCCCCAAAACAACAUGGCUGCCAUGAACAGGAUGCAUGUUUACCACAAUGAUCUCAAACAGCAGCAACACCAACAUAAUUUACAACAGCAGCACCAACAGCAUUUACAACAGCAACACCAACGUCAUUUACAACAGCAGCAGCAUCAACAACAACAACAUAAUCACCAACAGCAGCAGCAGAUGCGCUGGAACCAACAGCAGUUGGCUUAUCUACAGCACAUGCAGCAGGAGGGUGGGGGCCACCCCUGCAAGCAUCCUUCUCGAAUGGGCUACCCCCCGGAGCUGUGUGGGGGCCAUUCAUACAGCCUGAAGCCUCCUAUAGAGAAGCCCACCCCCUCUCCUCCCAUCAACAACAACGGCAUGCCUGGGGGUCCACUGGCCCACUACACCAAUGGUGGCCAAUACUUCCAGCCACACGCUGUGUGGAACAGCAGCAUCCUGCCCACGCCCAACAGCGACAGCUCUGGGUCUCAGGACCUGGCCAUGCCGUUCCAUGGGGGCACCACCACGCUAGACUGCGGCGGGCCCCCUGGGGGAGGCCAUUACAGGCCCGGGGGUGGCGGCUCCACCUCCUCUUCCUCCUCCUCCAGCCAGACUAGUCUGAUGAAAACAGCAGAUUACUUGGGCGGGGACUUUCAGACGCCCUGCUUCCGAGAUCAGAAUCUUGGGCUGAUAGGCAAGAUGCAUAGGCCACCAAUGAACAGGGUGGGGCCCGAGGUUGGCCCAGGGGACGGCAGAACCACUCAGAUCCAGCACCCAGGGUACAGAUAAGAUAAGCUAUGGCCGGCAUUGUCUAUACAGCCGUUAUCAAAAACAAGAACCUUCUUCUUUUAGUCUUAAGAAUGGAAAAACAUGAAAUACAAUUAAAUUAAGUAAAAAUGAACACUGACAUUAAAAAAAGGACAAAUAUAUUUAAUAAAGAGCAGUGUUUUUCUUUUUUUGUAGUCAAUCUUGCAAGUGAUCAAUUGAUUUUGUAAAUGAGUCCUUUCAGUAGGCACCCUCUAGGGAACGUUUCUUAUGUAUGUGAUUGUCGUCAUUCCCUACCUUUUUUCCCAUCCUACCUGUCUGUCAGUGUGCCUGGAUCUGAGGAUACAGAGUUAUUUUUACUUCAGAUCUGUCCUAAGAGUUUUUUUCUUUUAAGCAUAAAAGAUGUCUCCUGCAGACGAUGAAUGAAAAUGCACUGAUCGUUGAUGGAGGAAAGAAAACACAUUCUCAUAAGGAUCUUGAUGUUUUUGCAGGGUCGAGUGGGGAUUUCUCCGCUCCGACUAGUUUUAUUGGACAAGUGGCUAAUUUUCACUUAUUAUGUUUACAUGUGAAUCUCGUUGUGACAUCGAAAUUAAAAGCAUAUAUAUAUAUUUUCCUCUUGAAAUCACCACAGAGAUGAGAUAAUUAGUGAAUGGUUCAGUGUGGAACUGUCAGUCACUGGACACUACAAAGUACAGAUGGAGAGACUUGCCAUAUGCACAUGUACAAAGAGGCUUCUUUUUCUUUUAACGUAUUUAUUUAUUUGUGUAAUAGGACUGUUUUAUGAAUCAGGUCACCCACUGUUCAAGGUUGAUUCCUGUCUAUCAUCGAAGUAUCUAAUCUAAUCAGGUUGAUGUUUGUACAGAGUAUAGAUAUAUACUGUAUUGACAUCUAGAUCCUGCAGGGAGCAAUUUAAUGUGGGGACUGACUGGGGGAGCCAACCAACCGAUGCGCUCCUGCUCAAAAUGCUGCAAUGAAUUCAGGUGUCUGUUACAAUCCAUUUUGUCACCAUUGCCAAUUGAGGUUUGCAACAUGAUUGUGGAAUAACAUAUUUUUAUUUAAAUGUAGUGGGAAAAAAAUCAAAUCUGUUCAUUCUGUCUGAAUCCUGAAAUGGCCAAAGUCACAUAAUUGACAAGGAAAAACACCUUUUAAAAUAUGUGCCAUUUUAUGUUGGUUACAUUUUUUCCUAUAAUUUUGGUAAACCCGAAAACUAUUACUUGAAUUGUUGAGAUGCAAAGUUCUGUUUGGCAGUUGUUUAGUGAAGGGAGGGGGCUAGUUAUCAGGACUACACCUUACUACUGGAGUGGAAGAAAUAUAAUUGUUACUAAUAUUAUAUUAGAAACUAACGAUGAACCAAAAGCAGAGUUUUGAUCCUGAGUUCUUUUUAAAUGUUUUAUGUAUCAUUAGGUUAAGUUAGGUCUAGUUGCUACUGAUUCUGAUAUGAAGUGUGCUUGAAGAGACCAAAUUGAUCACUUGCAAGAUCACUUGGAGUUAAACAAAGUUAAACAGCAAAUGCAUUGUUUAUUUUAUUGUACACUGGCUUACCUACUAUACUACUAACUUUAAAGUGUAGUGUGUGUGUGUGUCUGUGAGAAUGAUGCCUGCUGACGUGGGUUGAGUGUAAAUGUGUGUUUUGUAUGUGCUAGUGUGUGUCUGUAUGUGAGAGUGGGUGGACACUGACAUCCACAUUCUGUUCACCUCCCUCUCAAACAGCCCUUAAAAAGCCUUAAGUAUUUGGUCCUUGGACUUUCCUUUGAAAACAAGCAUGGUUAUAAUGAAAAUCAAAAAUUAUGAUUGGAAGAUUGCAAGGAUACAUACAGAGGAACAGCAAUUUCUGUUAAACAUUUUUUUAUACUGUUUUUGUUUAAUAGAAAAAGCAAUUCCUUAGAUUCUUUUUUUUAAUGAAAACAAGAAAUGGAGUAAUAUUUUGUAAUUAUAUUUUAAAUCUAUGUGUAGUUACUGGGUUGUAACAAAAAAAAAUCAAAGCUUCACUUGUGACUAUUUGUAAUACUUGAUUUUCUUGCUAUUUAAAUCUUAUUUUUCCUCUUUGUUCCUUUUACUAUUGCUGUGAAAUGGAAGAAGGCCCAAUAAGCCUUUCUUUUACGUAUCACUCUGGCUGUACGACAGAUAAGACGCAAAAGCGUGAGAGUUGUGCUACUCUUUUUGUAAUAUUGUAAUAAUUAAAUAAAGUUCUAAUUUAUGCUUUGAAA